AUGGCUGCACUAUCAGCUAACAGAGAAGUUGAAUCAAUGGCUGGAGAAGAAGAAAAGGCAAAAAUGGAAUCGAAAUCAGAAGAAGCGGAGAAAGAAAGAAUGAAGCCAUGGGAACAGCAUGCAGGGGUGAUAAACAUGCCUCGUUUCGAUUACAACGCUCCUUCUGCCCUUCUUCAUCGCUCUCACUCUGGCUUUCUCAUCACCUGCUCCAUUAAAAGGGAGAAAAGUGCUACGAAAGAAGCCAUGUCCAUCCUUGAAAAGUAUGCUGAAUCCUACAACAGUGGAAGCUCUGAAAGCUUUGAAAGCUCUAAUGAAAGUAAAAGCACGAAGAGAAGGAGAAUUUUGACAGAUGAAACAGGUGCGAUGCCUGCUGAAGAUGUGAAAAGUAAAAGCAUCAUUGAGGAGAUAAGUGGUGGACCUGCAAACGAUGAUUGUCUAUCUCUUGUGAAAGCAGAUACACCUGUGGAAAGAGGUUUUGUUCUUUCACUAGUGAAGCUGACAAAAAGUGGCUUGGUUCUCCUUACCUUUCCCAGAGAUAAUUCCUCUGUCACUAUAGAUGUCGUAUCAAAUAUUUUCCAAUGUCUGGAAUCUGGGAUUUUAAAGUCACCUCUCUGGUGUCAUCGCAUUUUCCCCAUUCAGGCUACUUGUUUGUUGAUUGAAAAGGAACUGCGAGCAAUUGUGUCAAAGCUUGUUCUUCAAUUCAUCAAUGACAAACAAAAGACACUUGCACGACCUAUUAAGUUUGCAGUUGGAUAUAACAGGAGAGGAAUUGAAGAGACAUGCAUGAAGAAUUUGAAAGUUAAGCCAAAAGAUUCUGAUCCAUUUCCUAUGUUGGACCGGAGCAAAUGCUUUGAUGCUGUAGCUUCUGCAAUUAAAGAUGUUGUACCAGAGUCAGCUGUUGAUCUCAAAUCACCAGAGCUCUCUGUUCUUGUGGAGUUGUUGCCUCUUUCUGGAGUACCCAAUGGGUCACUGGUCGCUGCUGUCUCUGUUCUUCCUCAAAACCUUGUAAGUGUAAAGCCACGGCUAUGCAUUAAGGCACUAGUUUCUGAUACGAAUGCGAGGAAUGGAAGGACUUGA
Messenger RNA from Dovyalis caffra, 1077 nucleotides. NCBI's taxonomy places the organism in Eukaryota, Viridiplantae, Streptophyta, Magnoliopsida, Malpighiales, Salicaceae. The record is from the annotation of a GenBank genome assembly.